This is a messenger RNA of Lachancea thermotolerans CBS 6340, 1362 nucleotides long. It is a transcript of the gene UBP8, whose product is annotated as ubiquitin-specific protease UBP8. The record is from RefSeq and is a predicted model, not a curated record. The transcript has a single exon. Gene Ontology annotation, molecular function: zinc ion binding; cysteine-type deubiquitinase activity. Bases 1 to 1362 code for a protein of 453 amino acids. Lineage: Eukaryota; Fungi; Ascomycota; Saccharomycetes; Saccharomycetales; Saccharomycetaceae. Gene Ontology annotation, biological process: protein deubiquitination.
AUGAGCUGUCAGCAUUUGGAUCAGAUAUUUCGGAAUGAAAAGACUCGCGACGGGGUGCUGAGGGCCUACAACAUGAUUCGAUACAUCAUCGAGCACAGCAGCUUCCAGAACAGGCAUUUACACUCAAUGAGAUGUUCUGAAUGUCUAGAAAUUAAUUGUGGAUCAACCUUCAUGUGUCUUCAGUGUGGAGUGUGUGGUUGCUGGAACAAAAGCCAUUUCGCACUUCACAGCAAAAAGGCGGGACAUAUUUUUGGAGUGAACUCUAGCAACGGCCUUCUGUUCUGCUUCAAAUGUGGCGAUUAUGUGGGCGGCAACGAAACGCUGAUCAAUUCUACGCUCGUGAAGUACUGGGACGACAUCUCCGUGAAAAGUAGUUUGCCUGUUGCAAAAGGCAGAGACGGUUUGUGCGGCCUAGUGAAUAUGGGGUCAACCUGUUUCAUGAGCAGCAUUAUUCAGACGCUAGUUCACAACCCGUACGUCCUUAAACAGUGUAUGAACCAGAAUCAUUAUUCUCGUUGUGACAUCCAAGACAGCUCAUCGUGCUUUUCCUGCGCUUUGGAUCAAAUCGUGAUGAACUUUUAUGGCCCAACCUCCGAUGCAACGUUUACUUCGCAACAACGCGGUUUCGUAGAUUUGCUCCUUUGCUCCUGGAAGACGAACAAGAAUUUGGCAGGUUACUCGCAGCAGGACGCUCACGAGUUUUUGCAGUUCUUUCUAAAUCAACUACACGCAGACCAUGUCAGGGUCGCACAGACCAACGUAAAAGCGGAAAACUGUAACUGCAUUCUACACACUGCUUUUCAAGGUUCUCUCAGGAGCUCAAUUCUUUGCACAGACUGCCAGGAUGGCAGUAACAUUACUUUUGACCCAAUGAUGGAUCUGUCACUCGAUAUAAAAAACAAAUCAACACUGGUGGAGUGUCUUCAGAGCUUUCACAAGGGGGAAAGACUCACGGACUUUAAUCAUCAUUGUUCCAGUUGCGGAUCCGUGCAAAAUCCAAUAAAGCAAAUGACUAUCGCAAAGCUUCCUCCUGUGUUAGUUUUGCAGCUAAAAAGGUUUGAGCAUCUUAUGAAUGGCAAUAACGUGAAACUUAAUGGAGAAAUAACAUAUCCUGCAUACCUCAACAUGGCCCCCUUUUGUCAUCAUAGCGAAGCUCGCUCGGUGCCAGAUAUGGUGUACGAAUUGGUAGCUGUGAUCUCGCAGGAGGGCUCUGUGAACCAAGGUCAUUACACGUGCAUGUGUAAGGUACCAGGUGGUCAGUGGUUCCGAUUCAACGAUACAAUGAUCGUUAGCAUUACAGAAGAAGACGUCCUUCGGCAACAAGCAUAUUUACUUUUCUACGUCAUCCGCCAAAUCGGCUAG